AUGGAUUCCGCAGCCCAAGCACGAUUUGACCUUAUCACCUCCAACCUGGCCGAGGUCCUUAAUCCGGAGAUCAUUGAGAAUAUCCUAAAGGAAGGACGGUCUCCCCGCGUUUACUGGGGAACCGCGACGACAGGGCGACCUCACAUCGGCUACUUUCUACCAGCAUUAAAGAUUGCCGACCUCCUCAAGGCUGGAUGCGAAGUGAAAGUCUUGUUGGCCGAUAUCCAUGGAUUUUUGGACAAUCUGAAAGCCCCCCUCGAGUUAGUCGACAACCGUGCGAUCUACUACCGAAAUGUCAUUACCGCUAUCCUCAAAUCCGUCGGCGUGAAUAUUGAGAAGCUUCAAUUCGUACUUGGCUCAUCGUACCAAAAGUCUCCCGCCUAUAUAAUGGAUGUCUACAAAAUGGCGUCUAUGGUCUCCGAAAGUUCCGCCAAAAAGGCUGGUGCCGAAGUAGUGAAACAAACCGGAAACGCACCUCUCUCUGGACUGUUGUAUCCGAUUCUCCAGGUCCUCGAUGAGCAGCACCUUGACGUUGAUGUACAGUUUGGCGGCGUUGACCAAAGAAAGCUCUUUGCGGCCGCAACAGAAUGGCUGCCUAAGCUCGGUUACCGGGUUCGAGCGCAUCUUAUGAACCCAAUGAUGGCUGGUUUAGGUGGCCAGAAAAUGAGUUCUAGUGACGGCGCAGACGCUAAGAUUGACCUCCUCGAUGAUGCUGCAACCAUUACGAAGAAGAUCAAAAAGGCGGAGUGUUUCCCUAAGGUGGUAGAAGAAAACGGGGUGAUUUCUAUCGUCGAGAACAUCCUUCUUCCUGCUGCUGUUUUGGAAGGCACUGGAGAGUUCCAGGUCGAGCGUCGGGACGCCGAGCCCUUGGUCUAUACCUCUAUCGCUCAGCUUAAAGAGGAUUACACUCAAGAUAUCUUGACCCCGCAAUUGCUUAAACCCGCCGUCUCAUCUGCUUUGGUCAAACUUAUGACCCCUAUCCAGGAAGCCUACAAUGCAUCGACUGAAUGGCAGGAGGUCACCUUGAAGGCUUACCCACCACCGGUUGUGCACAAGAAGGUGAAGAAGCCUAAGGACAGAGGCUCUCGCUUCCCCGGUGCGAAGCAAGAAGAUACAAAGGAAGCUGCGAAGCAAGAAGACGCUCCCUCGGAGCAGCUUGCGCAAACCAACAUCUAA
Molecule: messenger RNA, 1176 nt
Organism: Penicillium soppii
Lineage: Eukaryota; Fungi; Ascomycota; Eurotiomycetes; Eurotiales; Aspergillaceae
Product: tyrosine--tRNA ligase TYS1
Exons: 7
Coding region: 1-1176 (391 amino acids)
Biological process (GO): tyrosyl-tRNA aminoacylation
Molecular function (GO): tyrosine-tRNA ligase activity; ATP binding
Source: RefSeq, a predicted model, not a curated record